Messenger RNA from Camelina sativa (false flax), 1275 nucleotides. The record is from RefSeq and is a predicted model, not a curated record. NCBI's taxonomy places the organism in Eukaryota, Viridiplantae, Streptophyta, Magnoliopsida, Brassicales, Brassicaceae.
AUGGAACCAAAGAAUCACAAAGAGGCUCUUCGGGAUGAGUUCUGGGUUGCUGCAAUGCAAGAUGAGCUGGAACAAUUUGAGCGCAGCAAUGUGUGGGAACUCACUAAACGGCCGACUAAUGUCAAUAUAGUGGGAACGAAGUGGAUCUUCAAGAAGAGUGAUGCUAGUGGAUGCAUUAUGAGAAACAAAGCAAGACUUGUGGCUCAAGGUUACUCUCAAGUCGAAGGAGUUGACUUUGAUGAGACCUUUGCUCCAGUAGCAAGGCUAGAAUCCAUCAGGUUCAUGUUCGGUAUGUCAUGUGCUCUCAAGUUCACAUUACAUCAGAUGGAUGUUAAAAGUGCAUUUCUGAAUGGGAUUUUACAAGAAGAAGUGUUUGUAGAACAACCAAAAGGCUUUGAGAAUCCACAACAUCCUGAGCAUGUGUACCGUCUGAAGAAAGCGCUAUAUGGUCUCAAGCAGGCUCCGAGAGCAUGCAACAAUGCAUUGAUGUUUGUUCAGAUCUAUGUGGACGACAUCAUUUUUGGUUCUACCUGUCAAUCUCUGGUGCAAAGGUUUGUGAAAAACAUGUCACAGGAGUUUGAGAUGAGUAUGGUGGGAGAGCUGAAAUACUUCCUGGGUUUGCAAGUAGAACAAUCAGCUGAUGGGAUCUUUGUGUCUCAAAGCACCUAUGCCAAAGAAUUGGUACAGCGGUUUGGUUUAGGGAAGAGUAAAGAAGCUAAGGUACCUAUGGGAGUCAAUGACAAGCUUUCAAAAGAUGAGGAAGGAGAGGAUGUGGAUGAACGACUAUAUAGAGGUAUGAUUGGAAGCUUGCUCUACCUGACAGCGAGUAGCCCUGACAUUUGUCUGUCAGUGGGGAUAUGCGCAUGGUACCAGGCCAAGCCAAAGGUGUCCCACUUACUGGCAGUCAAGAAGAUCAUCAAAUACGUCAAGGGGACAAUGAACUUUGGUAUUUCCUUCACCAAGGAUACCAACACAAGUCUGAGCGGAUACUGCGAUGCUGAUUGGGCAGGUUCUGUGGAUGAUCGUCGAAGUACAAGUGGGGGAUGCUUCUUUAUGGGCAACAACCUAAUUUCAUGGCACAGCAAGAAGCAGAACAGUGUCUCACUAUCAACCGCUGAGGCUGAAUACAUUGCUUUGGGCAGCUAUUGUACACAACUUCUGUGGAUGCGUCAAAUGUCUCCUGACUAUGGUAUGGAUUCUGAUACUCUGUUAAUUCAUUGUGAUAAUUUGAGUGCAAUAAACAUCUAUAAGAAUCCUGUCCAGCAUUGUUCGUGA